Cajanus cajan (pigeon pea) is the source of this 1260-nucleotide messenger RNA. RefSeq lists its product as uncharacterized. NCBI's taxonomy places the organism in Eukaryota, Viridiplantae, Streptophyta, Magnoliopsida, Fabales, Fabaceae. The record is from RefSeq and is a predicted model, not a curated record.
UCAACCUCUACAAAACAAUCUUGCUUCUUUGUUAUUACACCCAUUCACCCUUGCUUGUUUGGUCUCACCACACCACAACACAACAGUGAUGCAGUGAGUGGUCACACUCACACAUCAAUUUUGUCUGGAAGUUAUUGUCAUCCUUACGAACCACAGUCCUAUUCAUCCCUCAAACCCUACAAAUAUUUCAAUAGCCGUUACACUUUUUGUCUUUUUGUCACAUUUUCAAACCCAUGCAAACUCCAACACUCUCUUCCCCUCACUGCCCCACCCCAACAUUCUAAACUCAACCAUGGGCUGCUGCUUCAGCACACCCACCACCCAAUCCCAAACCCCAAACAAAAACCACCACCACUAUCAACCACCGCCCCCACCCUUAGAAGAGGAAUCCGUCAAAGAGGUCCUCUCCGAGACCCCAAUUUUCAAACCUCAACAAGUUCCAAUUUUGACGCCGGAGACAAACACCCAUUUGCCCCUCCCCCAAAACCCACCACCCAAUUUCCCAAAAACUGACCCCGUCGAAGAAGUCUCCGAGGUUGUGUCUCACCUCUCGGAAACAUGCAGCAUGAGCGAGAGCUUCUCCACCGCCACCGCCACCACCGCCACAACCACCACCGUCACGGUUACGGACAAGAGAGAAGAAGACGAAGCAACCAGCAAGGCUCACAAGUGGGACCGUUCUCCGUCCAGGAAGAGGCCCCACGCCGCCGACGCCACCCUCGCCGCCGGGAGAGACCGGAGGCUCAAGUCGCCGGCGAGGCGGCCGGAGCCGUCGCCAGAAAAGAAAAUCAAGCCCGGUCCGAGGCCACUCCGGGGGAGGGAUUCCGGCCCGGCGUCGAAUCGGCGGCGCAAUGCCGGAGCCGCCGCGCUCCGGCGUGACCCCGGCGAGGGUUCCGGGCGGCGGUCGAGGUCGCCGGCUUGUGGUAGAGCGGGAAAGGUGGGGGUCGUGGGAGGUCGGAAAGAGGCUGCGCCGGCGAAUGCUAUGGAGAAGGAGAAAGAGAAAGAGAAGAUGAAUGAAAGUGAAGAAGUUGCGGAGAAAAACGACGUCGUUUCUCAGGAGGAGUGCUUGGAAAACCCGCAUGUUUCGAUGGAGUGCUUUAUUUUUCUGUAGAAGCACGUUUUUCGAGGUUUUUGGAAUUCUAGAAGCGAUUUCACAUGGCGUCGCUUUCGUUUUCGUUAGCACUUUUACUUUUUGACUUUUUAAGAAGGGCUUUGUUAUAAAGUUAAAACGGUGGAGCUUUUGUGCUUCGUUUUUUGUUC